Penicillium samsonianum is the source of this 522-nucleotide messenger RNA. RefSeq lists its product as uncharacterized. The transcript has 2 exons. The coding region runs from base 1 to 522 and encodes 173 amino acids. The record is from RefSeq and is a predicted model, not a curated record. Lineage: Eukaryota; Fungi; Ascomycota; Eurotiomycetes; Eurotiales; Aspergillaceae.
AUGCUACCAACCGAGAAAAUGUCGACCACCCCAUCUCCCAAAAAGAAGUCUGACUUCGGUGACUUCACAGCCGCUGAAAUCAAGCUGAUCAUGGCCAGUGUUCUGUGCAUCAAUGGAAAGCUUGACACCGAGAAGCUCGGAAAGCUGACCAAGACGAAGAGAAAGUCGGCAUGCAGCCGCUUUCCCACCAUCAAGCGCAAGCUGGAAAAGAUGUUCGAGGAUGAGCUGGACGCCAUAGACGAUCAAGAUGGCUCCAAUGCCAAUGAAAGCUCUCCAUCCAACGGCCGCGCGAAGAAGCGUCGGGACAAAGUGGUGGAACCGAAGCCCAAGGCCGAGCCUGACAUCAAGAUCGAGGCUGAAUCUGGAGACGGUACCGAUACUCCUGUCAAGGUUGAGGUUGAAUCCGAAGAGAACACCGACAGUCCUGUGAAGGCUGAGGUUAAAUCCGGAGAGAGUAUCGACAGUCCCGUGAAGGUCGACGCCGAUACUGAUAUCAAAGUCAAGCCCGAACCCAUCGACUAA